Molecule: messenger RNA, 7191 nt
Organism: Chroicocephalus ridibundus (black-headed gull)
Lineage: Eukaryota; Metazoa; Chordata; Aves; Charadriiformes; Laridae
Gene: ARMH4
Product: armadillo like helical domain containing 4
Exons: 9
Coding region: 92-2512 (806 amino acids)
Source: RefSeq, a predicted model, not a curated record
CCAGCCCCCGGCGGGGCGGUGUCGGGGGCCGGCCCGUUCCGCUCCGCCCGCGGGGCGCUGGGGCGAGGGACCGGGCGGCGGCGGGAGGAGGAUGCAGGCCUUGCACUCUGGACUUGUCAGCCUUGCAGGCUUCUGGGCACAUCUCUUCUCAGCUAUGAGUAGAUCAAUAGGAUUUAACAUCUGUGUGGUCACCUGCAGCAUCCUGCUCUUGUCCUCCAGUCCACCAUGCCUUGCAUCUCAGCCACUGGAGGAGAGGGACAUGACAAAGGUCCAGCAUGGCCCCUGGGUAGGAAAUGGGGUAGAAGAUGAAAGGACAGGCAUGCUGAACUCAAAAAAUAACCCGGGCCCUUCUGAACAGUCUAUCUCUGAAGAGCCCUGUGGAGUGUCAGUAAAUCCAUCUGGGACACUCUUAAAUGAAGCUUUCACUGUGGAAGGAGAAAUGCUGCCUGUAAGCCCGAGCCACGUCAGCCCAGGCAGCCAGGGGCUGGGUGCUCACACCUCUGCUGUGGCAGUGGCUGCCAUAGAUGAAGAGGACCUUGGUCCCAUGAAGCCGGAGCUGGAUGAGGAUGAUGCGUUCAAGGCCAUGCUGACCACAGCUGUGACCACACCGAACCCUGCUGUCCAGGAGGAGUCUGUCAGUGGCCCCAUUAGCGAGGCCACCACGGAGGGUGGUGUUGAAGUAGAGCACAGCUCUGCCAUCCUCUCAGCAAACCCCCUUUUUGGGACAGCUGUGGAGGAGGAGGCAGCAGAGAGCAGCUUGCACCCCUCGGCUGUGCCCCAGCCCACGCUGUACCCCAGCCCUCCCAGCUGGGAAGCAGCCAGUGACCACCCUGUCAUCCCAACUCCCCAGGCUCAUGGUGUGACCUCUGAGAUGGGAAUGCCAAGACCCCGCACAGGGAGCCCUCUGAGGUCCCUGGCUGUGCGAGCAUCUGUGGCUGCAAAACAUCCCCUCAUGGUGACUGAGGCCUCCCUCCACCUGGAAGGAGGGACGGGUGUCAGGGGAGAAGAACUGCCUACCAUGGCUGGCACUGUCACCAGCCACCCUAUGGACACUGUGCCACCUGACUGGGAUGACACAAAACCGGGAGACAGAAGUCAAGGGGUAAGCAUGUCUCAGGAGGAGAUGACAGAGGACCUGGGGGCAACAGAACCAUCCCAGACCCCACAGGGAGGUGUGGAGGAGGAAGAGGAUGUGACAAGAGUGCUGCCGUUGCCAGCAUCCCCUCCACCAAAUCCUGGGCUUGCUGAGGAGACCAACUGCACAAUGCCAGUGCAAGGGGAGGAGUUGCCAGCAGCUCCCACAGACAGCGGUGAUGCUCUCCACACUGCAAACCUGACGGGUGUAGACAUGGCUGAUCUCGAUUCACUGGAAAACAUAAGUGCAGUCACAGCAGAGGAGGGGAAAAGCAUCCUGCCAUCACAGCCGGAGGCUGCUGUGGUGACAGAUACACAGUCUGAUUUAUCUCCUACUCUGGAAAGCUCAUGGAAAGGUGUUACUCAGGAGGUGACAGCAGUUGCCCAGGAGGCUGAUGCUGCUCUGUCAGUGGUGACACUGGCGCCUGAUGCUACCCAGGGAACAGGAGCUGCAAGCCUUCUGCAGGAAAACAGUGGAGAGGACACGCAGAUGACGACUGCUCCCGGUGCCACCCAGGUGCCAGUGGCAACUGGUACUUCCUCUAUGGCAAACACUCCAGAUGUAGAAGAUCUUGCAGAUGUGGUCCUGGUCACCAGUGAGAAUGCUGUUCCAGCUCCUGGUGGGUUGGCUGCUACCCAGUCUGGACAGACAGAGGAGCCAUCCAGCAAAACUGUGGUCCUGGUAACUCCAGCAUCAAUGGCAUCUUCUGUUAGGAGGACAGCUCUUCCACCUGUGAGGAAGAUCAGUACAGCUGUGACCUAUGGGCUGGACCGCCUGGAGUCAGAAGAGGGUGAGGAAGAGGAGGAGGAUGAAGAGGAGGAGGAAGAAGAGGAGGAAGAGGAAGACGAGGAGGACAAAGACAUAGAUUCGAUGGAUGAAAGCAUGGAGGGUGACACAGAGCUGCCAGGUUUCACGCUUCCAGGCGAGACCUCCCAGGAUCCCAUAGCUGGCCUGGAAAACCCUGUGGCCCAGCUGGCUGGGGUGUCCUACCAGGUGCCUGACACCAUCGAGUGGGAGCAGCAGAACCAGGGUCUGGUGAGAAGCUGGAUGGAGAAGCUGAAAGAUAAGGAAGGAGGCAUGUCUAGUACAAGCCAUGCUCAUAGCAGAGCACCUUGGCCUGGGAUUCAGCCUGAGCGAAUGCUGAAAGGACAGAGAAUGGUUUUCCCGACGAAGGCAGGAUACAUGUCGGGGAUGCUGGUCCCUGUAGGAGUCGGGAUAGCUGGAGCCCUGUUUAUCCUAGGAGCGCUCUACAGCAUUAAGAUUAUGAAUCGCCGAAGGAGAAAUGGCUCAAAGAGACAUAAAAGAAAGCAGAGGGAAUUUAACAGCAUGCAAGACCGAGUCAUGCUCUUAGCUGACAGCUCUGAAGAUGAAUUUUGAGUCGAACUGCAGUGCCCUUGCGAUAGCCCGUGACUUUUAAAAAGGAGGGAGGGGGAGAAAAAGAACAAGCGACUUUCUGCUGCAUCACUGCUCUCCGCCGCCCCGAGCCACCGAGCAGUGGUCGGUACCACCCCGGCGAAACGGCAUGCUACGCUCUACGUGUCCCGCGCAGUGAUGUUUGUUUUGAUACAGUAGUGAGAUUUCACAUUUGCACCCGGCACCUCAUUCAGAUCCACAGCGCGUCUUGUUACAGCUGGAGCUGAUCCAUAUGGAUGAUUAUUUUCCUAUUACCCUGGUGUGCUGUUUUGGUCCUGGCUGGCAGUAAUCUAAUCAUAACAAUAGCUCUCACCUAGCCUGGGAAUGGAAAUCUUUACUGUGAAUGAAUUCUGUCCAAUUUGUUAAUUUUAAAUGUUACAUUACCUGAGCUAGAGUUCAUUAGUGCUAAGAUUAGCUGCUCUGCUUAAUUAAUGAGUUAUACACUUGAACUGUAUCCCUUGCCACCUGAGAAGUGCCCAAGUACAGUGUUGUUGAUAGGGUUUGAAGCACAUUUCUGCACUCGAGUUCCCGACUCUCACCCCUUCUUUCUUCCUUCAGCUCUGCUCCACGCUUCUUGGAGAUACACAGGAAUGGCCUCAACACUUGAUUCACCACAAAAAUCAUAGUCCAUUUUCAACCAACGCUGUCUGUUACAGCACAAUAAAUACCAGCGCUCACCUACUGACGGAUAGUCUUGCAUGGAUCUCUUAGCUUUUGUUCAGUGUGCAAGUAAGAGAAGAGCCAGGCUAGAGGUUUCUUCAGCUUCUGCCUCCUGUUUGAAGGACACUAGUUAUUGGUCCAUCUCUUUCAUAAGGCUGCGUUCACAUAGAGGUGAAAGCAGAGCGUCCGUCUCCUUUACCCGCUGGAAAUUACGUUUUCAGCCCCUAAAAGCGGUGUGAAUGGCAGCACCUUUGGGGGAUCUGGAUGGGUCUUGUCUCCAGACCACCGAAUGCAGAGAGGCACCAAAGGUUGUGGGGCGGGUGGCUGUUGGUGUUGUGGGAAUUGUUGCUAAUAGUCAGCAAGCAGUGGCAGCCACAGCUGGAGAGAUGUCUGCUGUGGGGAGGUGAAGUGGUCCCGCUGGGAGCCCUUGGCCAUGGGGUGAAAUGAGAAGCUGUAGGACAGAUGGCUGCAGAGCGUUGUGGAGGUGAAGCCCAAGGCGGGCACAGGGUGAGGGCAGCUGCCCGGGCUGCUAGCACGAGGUUGCAAAGGGAGACAGCCAGUGUCUGAGAUGUUAUUGGAACUGAGCAGGGGAAACAAAUGUUGCUUUGCACAGAAAUGCUGUCAAAAUAGCUAGAAAAAGGGCUGCGUUACUUUAGCUCUGCUUCUGGUUGUGAAAUUACAUCAGUCUGACAUUUAUGCAAAACAGCCACUUUUCUGAGGUGGGAAUCACUGUUCUUUCAGGAAUCAUCCUUCAUACAAGGAGCAGUGACUGUUGCCAGAGGAGACUUGACUAGACAAAUAAGGCCAGACUGCGCGUCUGCUGAGAUUAAAUCCCAGAGAGCCUUCAGAGAUGGUGGAAAGGAGGAGAGUUUGAGGAGAGGCACAUGCAGGAUUUCAUUCCUUGUAAAGGUGAAAAGCUGGGUCAGAUUGAGAAGGGUAGAUGUAGAUGAUGGUAAGCAAAUGUCUCGUGGGCACGUGAAUGUGUUUGCAAGGUAGAGAGGACGUUUGGAAGACCCUCCUGAAGUUCACUUAUCUCUUGAGAGGGUCAGGGCCUCAUCUGGACAUUAGGUCAUCAGAUGUGAUGUUCCGCUCUGAACAAGCAGUGCUCUUCAGAGCCCAGGUACUUUCCUGUAGGCCUUACCCACACAUCUACUGAGUCACCUGGAGAAGGACAGGCGGGACAACCUGUAUUCAAAAUGCUGCUACUAAUGCUAGUCUUCCAGUUGAAGAGCUGUGCGUGGUCCCUCACGCACUCGUCCCGCCGAGUGCGUGGGAAGCAGGAUGGCAGAGACAUGGUAAAACAUCAACAUGUUGGGGAGUCUUCAUACCCUCAUCCCUCUAGGACAGGCUUUCCCAGCCAGGGCUCCACAGUGCUCGCAUCUCUCCCUAUUCAUUCCUGAAACUUUGACCAGGAGAAUUUUGCAUUGCUAAAAGCAGCCCCACGUCUUUAACAGGCACUGACUGGUGGCCCAGUGUUAAGCCCAGGUGCUCCUGCCCCAAAUUAAAGCCUCUUUUGUCUGUAACAAGUGAUCAGUCCAACCUAAGAAGAAGUUUUCCUUCCAGACUGGUCUCUCCCUAUUUGCUUCUCAUUCCUAAGUCGCUUGAAGGAGGUUGGGUCAUGUUAAUGGUCCAGUUGAGUGUUGCUGGCUUGCAGUUUUGGGAAUCAGGAAAUAUUGUCCCUUGGGCUCUGUGAUGGUUUGUUCCUGGCGAGGCUUGAUGAGGGUUGCAAGGUGGAAUGACUUCUCUGUUCUAGUUUGCUUCAGAUGAUCUCCAGAAAGGAUUGUCUUUUACGUACAGCACCAGGCAGGCUGGGAACAAGACUACAUAGGCAGCUGCAAGAUGUUCUUGAAAUGCUUUACCCUGGUCCAGCUGGGGAGGCAUGGAGAAUGAGCAGUGACAAAGGGCAGUGAUUUGCCUCUCUGCAAGAGGGAGCCUGUCGUGGAGCAGGCAGGACGGUAUCUGGGCUGGCUGAGUCCUUUGCAUGCAACUGUAACCUGAAAGAGCGACCUAAAAUAACACUGGAAAGGAGGAGCUGCCAGUGAUGCUGCAGAACAGAGCAGAUGUCCCAGCAAGACCCCAAGCAGCUGGAGAUCAGCAGGGUUUUGUGCGAUAACAGCCUGUGAAGGACAUUCCCCUCUUGCUUUCCUGUUAAUUGUACGGUGCCUGCGCAGUGUGUGUUAACGGCACAAGUUGCGUUAAGUAAUGGAUAAAACACAGAGCUCCUGGGCCAGUCGGGAGGAGGAGGGAUGGCUGCGCGAGGCUGCUGGUCUGAGUGCAAGUACCGCAACACCGUCAGUGCAGGAAGAGCUUUAUGGAUGGAUUUUUGAUUUGAUGGAUUGGGAAGGCUGGUGGGGAGGUGCCGUGGCCUUUCAUUGUGCUAAUAAAUCCACAGUUUGGGAAACUCUCAAUUUCUACAGUGGCAGUCAGUUUCACUGCCUCUCUUCUUCCUCCCCAAUGUAAUGAACUUAAGAAAUUAAAGGCAACGCUGCUGGUCAGAAAGAUGGAGGUGGUGUUUUAGUGCACCGGCUCGGUGCCCUGGUGUCCUCAAGAGCCUGACUUCGCUCAGCGAGGAUGUGGUGUGGGUGGCUGGGAAGCUGGAAAUCAGCAGUGCCGCAAGCGGGGCUGACAAAUAGUUGCAAAUAUCGGAGUGCUUAUAUGGCAAGUAUGGUGGGACAAACUGGGCAAGCAGACGAGUUGUAGCCCGAAGGGAGGUCCAGCUGAAUGCGCAGUUCAGUGUUGGCUCUGUGGUCUGUGCUGGUGCCAGCCUUGUGGGAUAGAAGAGCUGCCCAAAGAUUUUUGUGGUCCAGCUUCACUCCCAGGCCUGUCUCUGGCUCUGAACACCACCAGCCAAGGUGCCUCGGUUGGGAGCUGCUGGUUGGCAGAAGACAACCGUUGGCCAUCUUUCUGAGACACUCAGCAGUGCAGAGAGAUCCCAACUGAUGUCCAUUUGAAGUGGAGGUGUUUGUUGAAUAGUUGGGUUUGGUCAGGCACCUGCCCCAGAGCCUGGAGGCUCCCCGUGUCUUCAGCUUAGUUCUUCUUAGUGUGGAGGCAAGAGGGACAGUCAAAACCAGUCCUGGGGCCCAGUGAAGCUUGCAGGAGCUUUUGGAGCACAGACGGGGUUUUCUGCAGUGCCCCUGACAUCAGUGCAAUUUCUGCAGGUCCUUAAAGCACAAGCAUCAUUCAGCUCCUUCCCUUCUCUUCCAAGGCCAGUAGACUUUGGAUUGGUCUCUUAAAAAUAUUCUCUGUACAACUCCUGGAGUUUGAUGCAUUUGCUUGAAAUUAUCAGAGCGCAGGCAGGGAGGGGAGGAGGGUUUCAGGUGGGAGCUGAAGCCUGCAGUCUCUUAACGCUCUCCUGAUUUAAUCUGUACCUCUGCAUUGCCAAACAAGCAGAUUCUUUUGAAAGAGACAAGACAAAAAGAACAGCCAAGAAGGGCCCUCCUCAUCCUCUGUGCUGGGUGAACUGCAAGCCCCUGAACGUAGAGGUGGGUCAUGACAUGGCUAACGCAGCCUUUGCCCCAUGCAAAGCCACGGCUGCGAUGGUGGUGACUUUGCUGCAGCAAUAAUAAUCUCUUGACUCAGCACAAGAUGAGUCGCUCGCUUCUGUUUUCCUGUGGAUGCCCAGCUUGGGAUUUCCCAACAGCACAAGCCAGAAUUUAUUGUAGGCGUCACACAACUGCCUCGGCAUCUACAGCCCCAUUUCCAACGGGAGGAACCAGCCUGCCUGAUGUGCAGCUCUUGCCCUGAUGAAAUGCACCUACACUCUACAGCUGCUGAUUUUUAAAGGUGUCUCUAAUGCCAGAUGUUCACCUGAGGUGAGGUUUCUCUGGACUGCACUGCUUCCAUAGAGUGAUAUUAGCAGUCCUUGUGCUUUCUUGUGGUUUUCUAUUUCGGACAAGAACAACUCCUCAUACUGUAACUAUGGAAUGUAGCACUUUUUGUUAAAUUAAAACAUUGGGAAAUAAAAAGCUGUCCAUCAUAUCUGA